GCCACCAGCUACACUUAGCCAAAUUCCAAACGGCUCACCAUGGAAGACUACGAGAAUGCAAAGGCUUGCCUGAACCACGCGAAGCAAUGCGAGGCCCUAGGGGACCAUCACAAGGCCAUGGUUCUCUUCGGCCGUGGCGAGUGCUUAGCAGGCCACGAGUCGACGAAGAGGAAAUGCGCGCGCGGUGUCAAGACAUCGCUGAAGCACUUGGAGGAGCAGCUCUCGGGAAAGUACGAGUGGGCCGAAAUCUUCAGGGCUGACCCUGAUGCCUUGUUGGGUUCGCCCAAAACCUUUGUGCACCUGCCACUUACAGCCUAUAGCGAGCCGGUGACCGCCGUCAUGGGCCGCUUCGGCCGGGGCCUGGCGGUGAGGCGUGACGUGGCAAUAGGAGACUUGCUGUUUGUGGACAAGGCGUGGGUGGUGGGGAACUACGAAGAUCUUUUGGACGCGGCGAUGAAAAGCUUGGAGGACUGCAGUGACUUACAGCUCCACAGGCUGAUGGAGCUCUAUGAUGGCACCAAUGGAGCCAAUGGAGCCAACCCUUUGAUGGAGAAACUCCUGCCCGGACGUGUGGGGGCACUCAGUGGGGGCCUCUGA
Messenger RNA from Cladocopium goreaui, 597 nucleotides. NCBI's taxonomy places the organism in Eukaryota, Dinophyceae, Suessiales, Symbiodiniaceae. The record is from the annotation of a GenBank genome assembly.